AUGACGAUUCCAAUGGCCACAAAGAUCAAGCUCAUCCCCAACCCCCACUACCGCAAGUCGGGGACCAAGUCCUAUGUCCACCUCAUGCGCAAGUACCGCUUCACCCCAACAAAAGGCGGGCCAUACUUUUUCAGCAGCACACUCCACCAGACGGGCCGGCAGUAUACAAACCUGCCUGUCGGUGGGAAGGCUCGCAUUCAGCACGUCUUGAGCAAGAGAAUAGCGAAUACAGACCAGACAGGCGAAGUCGGCGCCGACGACGUCCAGAAUGAUGCCAUGUACCUGGCGCCAGUGAGUAUCGGUACUCCGGCGCAGACGUUUAAUCUGGAUUUUGACACGGGAUCCGCGGACUUAUGGGUCUGGUCAACCAACCUCCCCUCGGCGACCAUCUCCCAGCACAAGUCCGGUACACUCUUCGACCCGAGCAAGUCGAGCACAUUCAAAGAACAGUCCGGCUCGACAUGGAAGAUCUCCUACGGUGAUGGCUCCUCUGCCUCCGGUACUGUAGGCACCGAUACAAUCACGCUCGGCGGAUUGAAGGUCCAGAGUCAGGCAAUCGAACUGGCCGAUACACUCUCCGCACAGUUCCAGCAGGAAUCUGGCGAUGGUUUGCUCGGUCUGGCCUUUAGCAAUAUCAACACGGUCAAGCCGCAGGCUGUCCGCACUCCUGUAGAGAAUAUGAUCUCUCAAGAGGACAUCCCGAAAUCGGCGGAACUGUUCACGGCGAAGUUGGGUUCCUGGAAAGACGCGGAUGAGCCGGAUAAGGGGGAGUCAUUCUACACAUUUGGGUUCAUUGAUCAGGCUACCGUGACAGCGUCGGGUGAGGAUGUGUACUACACAUCCAUCGACAACAGCCAAGGAUUCUGGCUUUUUGACUCUACGUCGGCGACUGUGAAUGGCAAGACAAUUGCGCGGUCGGGAAACAAGGCAAUAGCUGAUACUGGGACGACAUUGGCGCUGGUCGAUGAUGCGACGUGUCAGGCAAUUUAUGAUGCUAUCCCGGGGGCGUAUUACGAUCAGGAUAGCCAAGGGUAUAUUUAUCCGUCCAACACGACAGAAGACAAACUUCCUGUUGUCUCGUUUGCCGUGGGGGACAAGCAAUUUGUCGUGCAAAAGGAGGAUCUGGGCUUCGCCGAGGCUAAAUCGGGCUAUGUCUACGGAGGUAUCCAGAGCAGAGGCAGUAUGACAAUGGAUAUCCUUGGUGACACAUUCCUCAAGGGAAUUUACGCAAUAUUCGAUGUCGGCAAUCUUCGUUUCGGAGCUGUCCAGCGCAAGGAGCUGCAUCAGAAUCUGUCUGUUCCUCAGUAA
This is a messenger RNA of Aspergillus pseudoviridinutans, 1308 nucleotides long. Its product is annotated as pepsin-like aspartic protease. Gene Ontology annotation, molecular function: aspartic-type endopeptidase activity. Lineage: Eukaryota; Fungi; Ascomycota; Eurotiomycetes; Eurotiales; Aspergillaceae. The transcript is spliced from 3 exons. Gene Ontology annotation, biological process: proteolysis. Bases 1 to 1308 code for a protein of 435 amino acids. The record is from RefSeq and is a predicted model, not a curated record.